Rhizoctonia solani is the source of this 969-nucleotide messenger RNA. Its product is annotated as peptidase C12, ubiquitin carboxyl-terminal hydrolase 1. The record is from RefSeq and is a predicted model, not a curated record. Gene Ontology annotation, biological process: protein deubiquitination; ubiquitin-dependent protein catabolic process. Gene Ontology annotation, cellular component: cytoplasm. Bases 1 to 969 code for a protein of 322 amino acids. Gene Ontology annotation, molecular function: cysteine-type deubiquitinase activity. NCBI's taxonomy places the organism in Eukaryota, Fungi, Basidiomycota, Agaricomycetes, Cantharellales, Ceratobasidiaceae. The transcript has 7 exons.
AUGGACGAGGAAGGCAAUUCAAGCGGGUGGCAAUUGACAGAGUCCGACCCGGGGGUGUUCACUGAACUUUUGAAAACCUUGGGCGUCCCACUUGUAGUGGAUGAUCUUUAUUCUCUCGACGCAGAAUCCCUGGCAGCACUUCAGCCAAUACGUGCAUUAAUAUUUUUAUUUAAAUGGAUUGGUGGAGGAGAUGAGACAGGGGGAGGGGCGGGCCGAUAUGACGAGGAGUUUCCAGGAUUUUUUGCUCACCAGGUUGUGAAUAAUGCCUGUGCGACAAUUGCGGUCCUCAAUGGCGUGUGCAACAUACCAUCCCUCAAGAUGGGCAAGGAGCUUACCGAUUUGAUUUCGUUUGCCACGGGAAUGGACUCGCAGACAACAGGACUUGUAGUUACAUCAUCCGAUUUUCUUCGUUCGGCUCAUAAUGCCCUAUCCCCUCCAUCAGUAAUCUCUGUAUCUGACGGCCCACAGCCCAAGUCGUCCGAAGAUGCGUAUCACUUUAUUUCCUAUUUACCUGUCAUGGGUCAGAUAUAUGAAUUUGAUGGUUUAAAGCGAGCGCCCGUUGCGCAUGGUCCCUAUGAGGAAAAGGGAGAGGGUUGGGUUGCAAAAGCAAGGGAUGUUAUCGAGAAGAGAAUAGGAACUUAUCCUCCAGGCUCGUUACACUUCAAUCUCCUUGCAGUCAGAGAUGACCCUCUGCCUAAUUUACAAGCACAAAUCGAGACCGCUCAAGCUUCUGGCCAAGAGCUUGUCGCAGCAGAUCUCGUGUUCCGGCUCUCCCAAGAAAAAGAAAAGCGGGCGCGUUGGGAUUUUGAAAAUUCACUGCGUAGGCAUAACCACCUUGGCCUCAUACACGCUCUCCUCGUAGAGUUGGCAAAGAAGGGGCAGCUAGAUGCUGCCGUCACGGAUGCCAAAGCCAAGAUGCAAGAGCGUUUAACCAAGGCCCGAGAGAGCGGUCAGAUGGAGGAAGACUGA